GAUGCCCAACCGGGGCAUAUCCCUGCUCUGCGUAUAAAGGGCUGCUUGGAUCUGGAGUUAGGGCAAAUAGAGCUGGGCUAUGGCGACGACAAUCAUCCCCGGCCUGGACAGCGAUGCCGCUUACCAGUGCCUCCUGCGAGUGUCCCUCUCAUCUCAUGGGCAGAUGCGCAAGGUGAGCCGAGCGUGGAGGGAUCUCGUCUCCAGCGCCAAGUUCUACGAUGAUCGCGCUGCACAGGGGUUGGACGAGGAAUGGCUUGUCGCCACGGUGAUCCUCAGGCAAGAGGACGAGCUUUUGAUCAUGGCGUUCAAUCCCAGUAGCUCCAAGAAAGCGUGGAUGGUUCUUCCUCCUCCACCGCGGGGCUUCUACGCCGCUGGGGGAUUCGAUUGCAGGGCCCUCGGCAGCAAGCUCUAUCUUCUCGGAUUAGGCGGGAAAUCACUGAGCGUCUUCGAUUCACACACGAAUCGAUGGAGCGCCGCAGCGCCAAUGCUGUGUCCUCGAUUCUCCUUUGCGUCCGCGGCUAUGGAGGGUCAGCUCUACGUCGUUGGUGGCAACCGUGAGCGGCAGGAACAGGACGCUGAGACAUACAAUCCGCUGGAGGACCGAUGGUAUCCCCUCCCGCCAUUGCCACCGCAUGGGACCAUGGCCUUUCGCAACGCUCUCGUCGUGGAUGCACAAGAUCAUUCCUGGGAAGUGGCGGACAUGACUAGAUUGCGCGGGUGCCGGUGUAUUGUGCAUGGCAACCGGAUCUACGAUGCCAACACGUUGCAGAGAUAUGACAGUGGCAACAACUCGUGGGAGGCACUCCAGCUGACGAACGCUUCUUCCAGCGAUAGCAAGUCUGUGUUCCAUGGUGUGAGCUGCCAGAAGAACAUCUGGGCAGUCAAGGAGGAUUGCAAGGUCGUGAAAGUGAUCCAAGUUCCCAACGAUGGCAGCCUGGAAGCCAAGGUGAUGGCAGUUUAUGAGCUCAGCGUGCCUUUCAGCAACUUAUAUCCAACAUUCGACCUUGAAGUUCUUCGAGCUUGAUGAUUCUUGGAUCAGCUACUAGCUAAAGAAAAGUUUUUUACAUGGAUCUCCAUGUUGUAAAAAGAUAGUUUUAUUUCAUUUAAGGCAGCAUUACAA
Messenger RNA from Selaginella moellendorffii, 1120 nucleotides. Its product is annotated as F-box/kelch-repeat protein At1g55270. The record is from RefSeq and is a predicted model, not a curated record. NCBI's taxonomy places the organism in Eukaryota, Viridiplantae, Streptophyta, Lycopodiopsida, Selaginellales, Selaginellaceae. Bases 80 to 1024 code for a protein of 314 amino acids. The transcript has 2 exons. Gene Ontology annotation, molecular function: protein binding.